AUGAAGAUUAGGUUUACGGAAUUGAGUACCAUUUUGGAACAUGGGAGACCUCCAAAGACAGACAAAGUUGCUAUUCUGAAUGACGCAAUUCGCAUGUUGAAUCAAGAUGAGAAGAACGAGUUGCAUGAUGAGAAACAAAAUCUUAAGAUUGAGAAGGAGAGAAUCGAGCAGCAAACUGAAGGCGAUUAA
This is a messenger RNA of Arabis nemorensis, 189 nucleotides long. NCBI's taxonomy places the organism in Eukaryota, Viridiplantae, Streptophyta, Magnoliopsida, Brassicales, Brassicaceae. The record is from the annotation of a GenBank genome assembly.